GUGUCACAUUCUUUUAUGUCCCCAAAAUGGCGAAUGUAGCAGCAGCCUCCAUCGCCGCUGCAGCCGCCGCUGCCGCCGCGAACAGAGACCCAGCCGUGGACCGCUCGCUACGAUCCGUAUUCGUGGGAAACAUUCCGUACGAAGCUACUGAGGAACAGCUCAAAGAUAUCUUCUCUGAAGUGGGACUUGUUGUCAGCUUCAGGUUAGUGUAUGACAGGGAGACAGGGAAGCCAAAGGGAUAUGGCUUCUGUGAAUAUCAAGACCAGGAGACGGCCCUCAGUGCCAUGCGGAACCUGAACGGAAGAGAGUUCAGUGGCCGGGCUCUCCGUGUGGACAACGCAGCCAGCGAGAAAAACAAGGAAGAGCUCAAAAGUUUGGGAACAGGAGCCCCCAUAAUCGAGUCUCCUUAUGGAGAUUGUAUCCAGCCGGAGGAAGCUCCAGAGUCCAUCAGCAGAGCCGUGGCCAGUCUCCCGCCAGAGCAGAUGUUUGAACUUAUGAAACAGAUGAAGUUGUGUGUGCAGAACAGUCCCCAGGAGGCGAGGAACAUGCUGCUGCAGAACCCUCAGCUGGCUUACGCCCUGCUGCAGGCCCAGGUGGUCAUGCGGAUCGUUGACCCUGAGAUCGCUUUGAAAAUGCUGCACCGUCAAACUACAGUUCAGCCUCUGGUUCCCAGUGGACCGGGCGCAGCGGCCCCACCAGUCAAUCCACCUUCUGCACAGCCCAGUGCGCCAGUGUCACAGCCGCAGCCUGUGCCUGGUCUGCACGUCAACGGAGCCCCUCAAAUGAUGCAACCCCCAAAUAUGGGUGUCGUCCCAGGACCAAUGCCUGGACCAGGACCAGGACCUGGACCGGGACCAGGACCAGUUGGACCUCCAGGAAACCUUCAGCAUUCUCCCACAGGAUCAUCUGGCCAAGCUGCCAUCGAGCGUCCUCAAGGACCUGGUGGUAUCCCGCCCAGAGGCCUGCUGGGUGAUGGUCCCAAUGACCCCAGAGGAGGAACCCUUCUGUCUGUCACUGGAGAGGUCAUAGACCCCAAUCGAGGCUACAUGGCCGCUCCACCACAACACCAGGCCCCCCCUGUACACAUGGCCCCACCAAUGGCAGGUGGACCACCGCCGGACAUGAGAGGACCUCCAAUGGACAUGAGAGGCCCACCCAUGGGUGAACCACGGAACAUGAUCGGUGACCCCAGAGGACCCCCGAUGAUGGAGCCACGGGGACCUCCAAUGGAAACGAGAGGCCGUGACCCGAGGGCGAUGGACGCUCGCGGGCCAGUGACUGCACAGAGGGUUCCCAUGGCUCCAGCAAUGCAAGGCCCCGUCCCUCAUGGCAUGGGUCCAAACGCUCCUCCACCUGCACGACCGGGUCCUGGUAUGGCCGGUGUUCCCCCGUCAGGAGGCGGCUUCAGUCCGGGGCAGAGCCAGGUCUCCUCACAGGACCAGGAGAAGGCUGCCCUGAUCAUGCAAGUCCUGCAGCUGACCCCAGAACAGAUCGCCAUGUUGCCUCCAGAGCAGCGGCAGAGCAUCCUCAUCCUCAAAGAGCAGAUUCAGAAGACGGCAGGAGGGGCACCGUGACCCGCCCCGCAGACGACAGCAGGGGUGGAGGUUUUCCCACUUUUUUAUAAGGAAAUUCUGAUUCUCUCUUCAUCAUAGAGCAAAAAGUCUCAUUCUGACCGUGUCUGAAGAUGCCUCCUCUUAGUCUGAACCUUUGUAUAGUUUUUCCUUUUUUUUUUUUUUAAAUCAAGUUGUCUGUUUUCUGUAUGAAAGACUAAAGUUUGUGUUUUUGGAUUCUAGAAUAAGCAUAACUGUCAACUGUGUUCAUGCGUUUGCUCUGGAAAAGGAUCUGAGUCGUGUUUUGUCAAUAAAACAAACAAAAGAAAA
Solea senegalensis (Senegalese sole) is the source of this 1880-nucleotide messenger RNA. It is a transcript of the gene cstf2, whose product is annotated as cleavage stimulation factor, 3' pre-RNA, subunit 2. Gene Ontology annotation, molecular function: mRNA binding. Gene Ontology annotation, biological process: mRNA 3'-end processing. The transcript has 13 exons. Lineage: Eukaryota; Metazoa; Chordata; Actinopteri; Pleuronectiformes; Soleidae. Gene Ontology annotation, cellular component: mRNA cleavage and polyadenylation specificity factor complex. Bases 27 to 1574 code for a protein of 515 amino acids. The record is from RefSeq and is a predicted model, not a curated record.